Molecule: messenger RNA, 474 nt
Organism: Homalodisca vitripennis (glassy-winged sharpshooter)
Lineage: Eukaryota; Metazoa; Arthropoda; Insecta; Hemiptera; Cicadellidae
Exons: 3
Coding region: 1-474 (157 amino acids)
Source: RefSeq, a predicted model, not a curated record
AUGAUCGAUGCACGCCUCAACUUCAAAUACCAAGUUGAGCAUGGAAGCACUAAAGCAGCAGCUGUCAGAGGGGCAUUAUCCCGUCUCAUGCCAAACGAAGGUGGGCCAAAACCGAGACGACGAGCCCUGCUAGCGUCAGUAGUUACAUCGAUACUGACCUAUGGCAUUGCCAUCUGGGCAAGUGUACUAGAACUGCAGGAGUGCCAGAGGAUGAUACAUAUAAAGAGCCACAAUGAAAGCAAUGUCCAGAAGAGACUGGCGGCGCGGCGCCGGGCUGACCUGCACGCGGCGGAUCACAUUGUAGAGCGCAUGGUUGCACUGAGAGUGUUCAGUGGAUAUAGGACGAUAUCCACAGAGGCGGCUUUCGUCAUUGCAGGAGUACCUGCAAUUGUAUUGUUAGCUAGAGAGAGGACAGAAGUUUAUAAUGGGAUGAGAAAAGAGGAGGCCAGAACACAACUCAAGAGACAAUGGUAG